Molecule: messenger RNA, 1095 nt
Organism: Hyaena hyaena (striped hyena)
Lineage: Eukaryota; Metazoa; Chordata; Mammalia; Carnivora; Hyaenidae
Gene: SSTR5
Product: somatostatin receptor 5
Exons: 1
Coding region: 1-1095 (364 amino acids)
Biological process (GO): neuropeptide signaling pathway; cellular response to glucocorticoid stimulus; regulation of insulin secretion
Cellular component (GO): neuron projection; membrane
Molecular function (GO): neuropeptide binding; somatostatin receptor activity
Source: RefSeq, a predicted model, not a curated record
AUGGAGCCUCUGUUCCCGGCCCCCACGCUGGGCUGGAACGCCUCCUCCGCGGCCCCCAGCGUCGGCGGCCGGAACGGGACGCUGGCGGGGCUGGCGCCCUCGCCGGGGGCCCGCGCCGUGGUGGUGCCUGUGCUGUACCUGCUGGUGUGCGUGGUGGGGCUGGGUGGCAACGGUCUGGUCAUCUACGUGGUGCUGCGCCACGCCAAGAUGAAGACGGUCACCAACAUCUACAUCCUCAACCUGGCCGUGGCCGACGUGCUGCUCAUGCUGGGCCUGCCCUUCCUGGCCACGCAGAACGCCGUCUCCUACUGGCCCUUCGGCCCCGUCCUGUGCCGCCUGGUCAUGACGCUGGACGGCAUCAACCAGUUCACCAGCAUCUUCUGCCUGACCGUCAUGAGCGUGGACCGCUACCUGGCCGUCGUGCACCCCAUCCGCUCCGCCCGCUGGCGCCGCCCCAGGGUGGCCAAGCUGGCCAGCGCCGCCGUCUGGACCUUCUCGCUGCUCAUGUCGCUGCCCCUGGUGGUGUUCGCGGACAUCCAGGAGGGCUGGGACACCUGCAACCUCAGCUGGCCGGAGCCCGUGGGGCUGUGGGGCGCCGUGUUCAUCAUCUACACGUCUGUGCUGGGCUUCUUCGGGCCACUGCUGGUCAUCUGCCUCUGCUACCUGCUCAUCGUGGUCAAGGUGAAGGCGUCGGGCGUGCGCGUGGGCGCCACGCGGCGGCGCUCAGAGCGCAAGGUGACCCGCAUGGUGGUGGUGGUGGUCGUGGUGUUUGUGGGCUGCUGGCUGCCCUUCUUCAUCAUCAACAUCGUCAACCUGGCCUUCGUCCUGCCCGAGGAGCCCGCCUCCGCCGGCGCCUACUUCUUCGUGGUCAUCCUGUCUUACGCCAACAGCUGCGCCAACCCCGUGCUCUACGGCUUCCUCUCUGACAACUUCCGCCAGAGCUUCCGGAAGGUUCUGUGCCUCCGCAAGGGCUACGGGGCCGAGGAUGCAGAGGCCACGGAGCCACAGCCCGACAAGGGCGGCCGGCUCCAGGAGGCCACGCUGCCCGGGCGCAGCUCCAACGCCAACGGGCUCAUGCAGACCAGCAAGCUGUGA